This is a messenger RNA of Nilaparvata lugens (brown planthopper), 1614 nucleotides long. RefSeq lists its product as uncharacterized. Gene Ontology annotation, biological process: DNA integration. The transcript has a single exon. Gene Ontology annotation, molecular function: nucleic acid binding. NCBI's taxonomy places the organism in Eukaryota, Metazoa, Arthropoda, Insecta, Hemiptera, Delphacidae. Bases 1 to 1614 code for a protein of 537 amino acids. The record is from RefSeq and is a predicted model, not a curated record.
AUGUCAAUUCUCACUACUACUGUAGUAAAUAAACCACACGCUCUUGAAUGUUUCGAGAAAUACUCCAAUAUACACAAGGCAACACGUGUAUUUGCCUAUGUGUUGCGAUUCAUAGAAAAUUGUAAGCUGAAAAAAGUGAGGGAACACAAUCUUCGCAGCCAUACAGCACUAGGCGCUCGCGCUGCUCGCACUGCUCCACCUCUGCCAUCUGUUGCCGAGUGUCAUUCGGCUAUCUUGUGUAUCGUCAGGUUGACACAGGCCUUCUAUUUUGCGGAAACAUUGAAGCUUCUCAGCAAGGAAGAAACUCCACCACAAGAACUGCUCUCUAUUUCGCCUUUCGUCGAUUCUUCCGGUCUUCUCAGGGUGGGCGGACGCCUCCGCAACUCCAGCCUUCCGUAUGACAGCCGUCAUCCACUGUUGUUGCCAAAGUUAUCUCAUUUAAGCACUCUGAUUUGUGAUCAGACUCACAGAGAUCAUCUUCACGUCGGACCUCGCACAACUCAGUCACUAGUGGCUCGCAAAUAUUGGAUUAUAUCAGCGCGCAACCUCAUAAGGAGCAGAUUGCAUCAUUGUGUCUGUUGUACUCGCAUGCGAGCUCAACCUCAGCAGCCAAUCAUGUCAGAUCUUCCCCAUUUUCGUGUGAAUGCCUCAUCUGUAUUCGUCCAUGUAGGAGUUGACUUCGCUGGCCCCUUCAAUACGAAGUGCAGCUCACUCAAAAAACCGAGAGUGUAUAAGGGCUAUCUUGCAUUGUUCAUAUGCUUAGCGGUGAAAGCUGUUCAUUUGGAAUAUGUAUCGGAGCUGACCACUGAAUCGCUUCUUGCCGCUUUCGAUAGAUUCACAUCUCGUAGAGGCCUACCUUCUCACGUAUACUCUGACAACGGAUUGAACUUCGUUGGAGCUGCUGAAAAAUUAUCAGAUAUCUCGAAAUUCUUGGCUGACAAUAAGACUGACAUUUUUAGUGCUCUUGUACAACGUGAAGUAACCUGGCACUUCAAUCCACCUAGCGCACCCAAUUUUGGCGGUAUUUGGGAAGCAAAUAUUAAAUCAGCGAAAUUACUGUUGAAAAUUCGAAUUGGUGAUAAUCCAAUGACAAAGGAGGAGUAUUUCACAGUGUUCUCUCGUAUUGAAUCAAUUAUGAAUAGUCGUCCUCUAUUGGAGCGUUCACAGGACCCCAACAAGACACCGGGACCUCACAGGACCUCUGCUGACACCCGGUCACUUUCUUAUUGGCCGACCGUUGCUACAAGCAGUAGAGAUCCCGCUGGAUACUACCACCCCCGUACGGCAGCAAUGGACUCAUCUACGCCGAAUUGUGCAGAUGUUUUGGAAUCGAUGGAGUACAGAAUAUCUACAUACGCUUAUGCAGUGAAACAAGUGGAAGACCCCCUCAGAACCCUUGAAAGUGGGUCACAUAGUGCUUAUCAAGAAUACGAGUACCGCGCCCACAUUGUGGCCUCUAGGCAUAGUCGAACAAAUAUUUCCCGGACAAGACCAAGUAGUAAGAGUGGCAUUGAUUCGCACCGCCUGCGGCCACCUCACGUGACCUGUAAACAAACUCAUAGUGUUGCCAAUAGCUUUAUUUGGCACCCUCUCUCUGAGAGACAUUUUUUGUAA